Podospora bellae-mahoneyi is the source of this 1407-nucleotide messenger RNA. RefSeq lists its product as uncharacterized. The record is from RefSeq and is a predicted model, not a curated record. Gene Ontology annotation, cellular component: cytosol. NCBI's taxonomy places the organism in Eukaryota, Fungi, Ascomycota, Sordariomycetes, Sordariales, Podosporaceae. Gene Ontology annotation, molecular function: zinc ion binding; guanine deaminase activity. Bases 1 to 1407 code for a protein of 468 amino acids. Gene Ontology annotation, biological process: guanine catabolic process. The transcript has a single exon.
AUGGCCGCCGCGCUGGGACAUGCAAGAGCUUUUGUCGGGCCCGUCAUCCAUUCUCUCUCGGUCUCGAAGCUCGAGAUUACUCCCUUGGCCCUGCUGAUUAUUGAUCCUCAAGGCAAGAUCAACAAACUAGUUAAACUCGAGCCGGAUGGUUUGGCAGAACAACUAGACCAAGCCCUCGACCACCUUCCUUUUUGUCUCGACCGAACCAACACCACGUACCUCAACCCGGGCGAAUUCCUCAUACCUGGUUUUGUCGACACCCACAACCACGCCCCUCAGUAUGCUCAGCGAGGACUAGGCCAGGGAAUGCACAUCCUCGACUGGCUCUCCAAGAUCACUUUCCCCAACGAGGCCAAGUUUUCCGAUCCGGUCUAUGCCCGCAAGAUCUACACUGCCUGCGUGGAGGGGUCCUUGAGACAAGGCAUCACCACUGCGAGCUACUUCGGUUCUGUACACGCUGAGGCGACGAAGAUACUGGCUGACAUCUGCUUGCAAAAGACGCAGAGGGCCUACGUGGGAAAGUGCAACAUGACGCGCAACUCGCCCGACUUUUACGUGGAAAAAAGUGCGAGGGACUCGCUGAGGGAGACCAGAGAGUGCAUAUCACAUGUCAGAGUCAUAGAUCCAGCAGGGAGGUUGGUAAAGUAUGUAAUCACACCUCGAUUUGCCAUCUCUUGUGACGAAGAAACACUCAAAGGGCUGGGGGACAUUCGGAGCGAGAACGAGGAUCUGGCAGUGCAAACGCACUUCAAUGAGGCUAAGCAGGAGAUGGAGGAGACUCAGCGGCUGUUCCCGCAGUUUGGUGGGAGCGAGGCAGAUCUAUACCAGGAGUUUGGGCUGCUAGGGAAGAGAACGAUACUGGCGCACUGCUGCUAUAUGGAUGAGCACGAACUAGAAAUAAUUGAAAAGCUGGGCUGUGGAGUGGCGCACUGCCCGAUAGCAAACAUGACAGUGGGAGGGGGGUUUAUGGCAGCCCCAGUAAGGGAGCUCUUGGAUAAAAAGAUCAAGGUUGGGCUUGGCACGGAUAGCGGUGGCGGGUUUUCCAGUAGCAUGUUGGAUGCUAUGCGGCAGGCUAUGAUCGCCAGUAACGCAAGAGAGGUGAUGUCUGAAGGUAAGGACAAGGGACUAAGCAUCGCCGAGGUCUUUUACCUGGCAACCCUCGGAGGAGCUGCAGUCUGCUGCCUCGAAAACAAGAUUGGAAGUUUCGAGGCCGGAAAGGAUUUUGAUGGACUGAUCAUUGGCACUAAAGGAGCCGACCAAGGAAUCAUGACCAUGGUGGAAGAGGACGACACACUGGAGACGGUGUUUGAAAAGUUCAUCAUGACUGGGGAUGACAGGAAUAUUGUUGAAGUUUAUGUCCAGGGGCAAUAUGUCAAGGGGCAAAGAGCCUGUGUUUCAACCAGCUGA